Molecule: messenger RNA, 1132 nt
Organism: Elaeis guineensis (African oil palm)
Lineage: Eukaryota; Viridiplantae; Streptophyta; Magnoliopsida; Arecales; Arecaceae
Source: RefSeq, a predicted model, not a curated record
AAAAAAUCUAUGGUUCAUCCUCCGUGCACCCUCCCUUGCCCUAUUCCACAUCUGUCGAUCCCACGGCAAAAAAAGAAAACUGUGCUUCAUUGUGGAUGCCCUCUUCGCUCUCAGCCCCUAAGCACAAUCCUCUAAUGCCGUACACACGCCACCUUCCUUUCGAGUAUCUCUAUGAUUUUAUUGUUCAAAGGGCUAGAAAGAGAAACUUGGUGAUUGUACCUACUUGGGAUAGACCAAGAACAAGGUCUACUUAUCGUGAAAGACAUGAUUCUGAACCAACAGUGGACAAUAAGAGAGUGGUUGAUCUUGAAGAGACACAUAAUAGUAGUGUUAAAGAUAAACAACUAGAUGAGAGAAUGUUACUUGAACUAGUAGAAAAUUUAAGACGAAGGAGAUUGGCAACCAGUCGCUUUCCUACUAAUAUGGGGUUAUAAAUUCUACAACAAGCCGAGCAAAGCUACAUUUAAAAAGGAGGACUAUAAGCAAUGAGCAGCAGCUAUCUGAAUGACAAGCCUCCAUGGAAACUAGUAAAAGGCCAAGGCAGGAAAGAUCACCAGAGGGUUACAGGCUCUAUGUCUAUCUUAGUACUGGAGAAUGAUUUUGUAUGGUAAGCUGAGUUUAGCUUUGUUCUAGCUAUAGCCUAAAUAUACUAACUUAUUUACAUAUUUAGGUAGGGCUCAGGCAGAAUUAGGCAUAUCAGUGGGAAAGCUGAAAGCUAUGUUGUAAGGGAUCAGUAGGAACAUAUUUAGAUGCCAGGAGGAAUAUUAUCAUAUCAGAUAUGGUCAGCCUACUUUCUCUCAGUCAGGCACAGAAGGAAGCGGUGCUGAGGGGACCAAUCUUGGAUGGUUAUAGCUUUCAAAUGGUCUCGAGGUGGAGGGAGAAAAUUUUGUGAUAUUCAUAGCUUUGAAUGUUAGUGGACCGCAUAUAGUCUGUGGUUGUUAGGUCUUUAUGUGUUGUCUAUGGAUCGUUCUCUUUAAGUUAUGUUGGUGUAUCAAUGUCCUAUGUGAUGUAACCUUAUUUUGUUUGUGGAUCAACAUCCUGUGAGUUGUUUAUUUUAUAAUAUGAUAUACAGUUGGUGGCACCUUAUUUUAUAAAUGAAUGAAACAAUGUCUUAAAGCCUCAACUUAUUUAU